CAAAUUUUUAUACGACAGGCACGUGGAACAGGUUUGUAAGGAGAAGAGUGCUGGAAUGUUAAACAAGAAUAUGCCUGAAACAUCAGGACAUUUAAAAUGGGCCAAAGAACUAAAGGAAAGGAUUCAGACUCCCUGGUCAAAUUUCAAGUUUAUCCAUCAACUAAGUCUGGAAGGCCCAGAAGCAGCGCUUGUGUAUCAGAAGUACAUGGAGAUGCUGACUUUACUUGAUGAGUAUGAGGAACGCAUAUACUCAUCAUGGACCAGUGGAGUGCACAAGAUUUGCCAGUUCAACUUGGACCAGCCACUUGUCAAGCGCAACGCUAAAAAUGGAAUUUUGAGUGUGAAUUUUGACCCUCAGCUUGUUGCUGUUCUGCGUGAGGUGAAGUACCUUCAAGUGUUGAAUCAAGCAAACAUACCCGAAGCAGCUUUAGCCAUCUUCAAAAAAAGAGAGACUUUGACUAAGUAUGUAGGCAGCCUGGAGUUAAUGGUACAGUGGUACAACAAGCUGAAACUGACGGUCCUGGAAGUUGAGUUUCCAUUGAUUCAAAGCGAGUUGGAAAGCAUCGAUGGACAGCUGACGGCUGCAGAAGAGGCCAUUACCUGGAAGGAUGAAAACUGUUGGAGCUAUAUUGUGCGAUCCAAGGAUGCAGUGCAUGAUCUUGAGAGCAGGGUUCAAAAGGCAAAGGAUAACAUUGAAACUGUCCAGACCCUCAUGAAAACCUGGAGUGAGUGUGCUCUGUUCACAAGGAAAGAUAACAGAAAGGAUUACCUGAUGAGCUUGGAGGACCGAGAUGACAGAGUAGCCAAGAGAUACAAGCUGUUGCGGGAGGAUGGUGAGAAGAUACACAGAUUGGUUGAGGAGAACCUCCAUCUUUUAAAAGCAGACACCAGCACUGAGUCAUGGAAGGCUUAUUUGGAGUACAUUGAUGACAUGAUUUUGGAUGGUUUCUUUAAUGCUAUCGCAUGCUCUCUGGAGUUCUUCCUUGACAACACGGAGGCUGUUCUCAAACCUUCUCCUUUGUUUGUGGCACAAAUGAUCCUCAGUGCCCCAGAGAUUGUAUUCAAACCAUCGCUGGAUAAAGACUCCGCCGAUGGGUUCUAUGACCUGGUUGAAGGGUUAUUAAGUGACAUUUACAAAAUGGCUGCACAGAUAAAGAGACUAGCUGGUCACCUUGAGAUGGAUAAUUAUCAGAACGAUAUGGAAGAUAUACUGGACCUGUCGGAGAUACGUCAGGAGAUCAUGGAUAGAGUAACGGAUGUGAUCAACAAAGCUACAGAAUACCGGAAUUCAUUUGACACCUAUGCUUAUUUGUGGGUUGAUGACCGUUCAGAGUUCAUGAAACAGUUCUUGCUGUACAGCCACGUGCUGACUGCAGAGGAGAUAGAAUUGCAUGCUGAGGAGGGUGUACCCGAGUGCCCUCCAACUAUAGAACAAUUUAGAGAACAGAUUGAUAUCUAUGAAAAUUUAUGCAAUCAGAUCAGCAAAUGUGAAAGUGUGAAAGUGUUUGAAAGCUGGUUUAAAGUUGACAUUAAACCAUUUAAAGUGGCACUGUUAAAUAUGAUUAAAAAAUGGAGCUGGAUGUUUAAAGAGCAUCUCAUGCGAUAUGUUACUGACAGCCUGAAUGAACUUGAAGAAUUCAUAAAGAUUACAGACAAGGGACUAAAGAAAAAGCUGAAGGAAGGAGACUAUAAUGGCCUUGUUGAUAUAAUGGAGCAUCUCAUGGCUGUGAGAGACAGACAGACUGCCACGGAUGAGCUCUUUGAACCUUUAAAGGAGACAAUUACCCUUCUGGAGAGCUAUGGUCAGACUAUGCCUGACCAGAUUUACAUGCAAUUGGAGGAAUUGCCAGAGAAAUGGAAUAACACAAAGAAGAUUGCUGUUUCUGUCAAGCACGAAGUUGCCCCGCUUCAGACGGCUGAGGUGUCGCUAAUCAGAAAACAAUGUGUGGCGUUUGAUGCCAAACAAAUAGAAUUCAGGGAAAUAUUUCGACUGGAAGCACCUUUCUCUUUUAAUUCUGUGAACCCGUACAAGCUACUAGAUAAGUCUAACCAAGAGCUCAGUGCUUUGGAGAAAGUGACUGUCCAAAUGCAGGAAUCGGCCAACCUAUUUGAGGUGACUGUUCCAGACUACAAGCAGUUAAAACAGUGUCGGCGUGAUAUUGGUUUGCUCAAAGCACUCUGGGACAUUAUUAUAUUUGUGAGGAGUAGCAUUAAUGACUGGACCAAGACACAGUGGAGACAAAUCAAUGUGGAACAGAUGGAAGUAGAACUCAGGAGAUUUGCGAAGGAAAUCCGAAUGUUGGACAAAGAAGUGCGAGCCUGGGAUGCCUACAUAGGUUUGGACUCUACUGUGAAGAACCUGCUGACAUCAUUGCGGGCAGUGACAGAGCUGCAGAACCCAGCCAUCAGGGACAGGCACUGGCAUCAGCUGAUGAAUUCCACAGGGGUGAAGUUUAUUAUGAGCAAUAAUACCAUCCUAGCCGACCUGUUGGCCCUGCAGUUACACAAAGUGGAAGACGAAGUCAGGAAUAUCGUCGACAAGGCUGUGAAGGAGUUGGGAAUAGAGAAGGUCCUCACAGAGAUCAGUCAGACGUGGACCACCAUGGAAUUUUCUUACGAGAAGCACCAUAGAACGGCCACCCCGCUCCUAAAGUCAGAUGAGGAACUUAUUGAAACUCUGGAUGAUAACCAAGUGCAGUUGCAAGCUAUUUUGCUGAGCAAAUAUGUGGAGUACUUUAUCGAACAGGUGUCUUCCUGGCAAAAGAAGCUGACUGUGGCCGACUCUGUCAUCUUUAUCUGGAUGGAGGUGCAACGUACGUGGUCCCACCUGGAGAGCAUUUUUAUUGGGUCUGAGGACAUUCGAAACCAACUUUCUGAAGACGCCAAGCGAUUUGAUGGAAUAGAUGCGGACUUUAAGGAAUUAAUGUUUGAAACAGCCCAAACAAAAAAUGUUAUUGAAGCCACAAAUAAACCCAAGUUAUAUGAAAGACUGGAAGCUCUCCAGCAAAGGCUGGCUCUAUGCGAAAAAGCUUUGGCUGAAUAUCUGGAAACAAAGCGUUUAGCCUUCCCAAGGUUUUAUUUUGUGUCUUCUGCAGAUCUAUUGGAUAUUCUUUCCAAAGGAACACAGCCUGAACAGGUGACUCAUCAUCUUGCCAAGCUCUUUGACAACAUGGCCGAUUUAAAGUUUGAAGAAGGUGUUGAGAAGCAAAUAAAUAAGGCUGCCAUAGGGAUGUUCAGUAAAGAGAGAGAAUUUGUCCCAUUCCACAGAAAGUGCAAAUGCAUUGGACAGGUGGAAGCAUGGUUAAAUCGAAUUGAGGAGACCAUGCGUGGAACGGUUCGUCACCAGAUUACAGAGGCUGUAGCAGCUUAUGAGGAAAAACCAAGAGAUCAGUGGAUUUUUGACUAUCCGGCUCAGGUGGCACUUACCAGCUCCCAGAUAUAUUGGACGACAGAUGUGGGAAUUGCAUUUGAGAGGCUCGAGGAAGGCUAUGAAACAGCCUUGAAAGAUUACAACAAAAAACAGAUUGCCCAGCUGAAUGCUUUUAUCAACAUGCUGCUGGGAGAGCUGAGACCAGGAGAUCGGCAGAAGAUUAUGACUGUGUGUACUAUAGAUGUCCAUGCACGAGAUGUUGUUACAAAGCUCAUUGCUCAGAAGGUUACAAACUCCCAAGCCUUUGCCUGGCUUUCCCAGUUGCGGCAUCGCUGGGACAAUGCCCAGAAUCAUUGCUUUGCCAACAUCUGUGAUGCUCAGUUCCAGUAUUCUUACGAAUACCUGGGAAACACUGCUCGACUGGUGAUCACUCCACUGACUGACAGAUGCUACAUCACCCUCACACAGUCUCUUCACUUGACAAUGAGUGGAGCUCCUGCGGGGCCCGCUGGCACAGGCAAAACAGAGACCACCAAGGAUCUUGGCCGUGCUCUUGGUGUGAUGGUCUACGUCUUCAACUGUUCUGAACAAAUGGAUUACAAGUCAAUAGGAAACAUCUACAAAGGCCUGGCACAGACUGGAGCUUGGGGCUGCUUUGAUGAGUUCAAUCGGAUUUCUGUGGAAGUUCUGUCUGUUGUAGCAGUACAGGUCAAAACCAUACAGGACGCCAUUAAAAAUAAGAAAAAGAGAUUUCUGUUUCUUGGAGAACAGAUUUCUCUCAAACCUGCUGUUGGAAUAUUUAUAACCAUGAACCCGGGAUAUGCUGGUCGAACAGAGCUGCCAGAAAAUCUUAAGGCUCUUUUCAGGCCUUGUGCAAUGGUUGUCCCUGACAUCGAGCUGAUCUGUGAGAUUAUGCUGGUUGCUGAAGGGUUCUUAGAUGCCAAGCUGCUGGAGAAAUUCAUUACACUGUACACUCUUUGCAAAGAACUGCUUUCAAAACAGGAACAUUAUGACUGGGGCCUUCGUGCAGUGAAAUCUGUUUUAGUUGUUGCCGGCUCCCUUAAGAGAGGAGACAAGAAUAGGCCGGAGAAUCAGGUCUUAAUGCGAGCUUUAAGGGACUUCAACCUGCCCAAGAUUGUGACAGACGAUUUCCCCAUUUUUAUGGGGCUUAUUGGGGAUUUGUUUCCUGCCCUGGAUGUUCCCAGAAAACGAGACAUGCAAUUUGAAGAUUUGGUUAGACAGUCUACCCUGGAGCUCAGUUUACAGCAUGAAGAAAGCUUUAUCCUUAAGGUGGUCCAGCUGGAGGAGUUGCUGGCUGUUCGGCAUUCAGUCUUCGUGGUGGGAAAUGCUGGGACGGGAAAGAGUCAGAUCUUAAAAACUUUGUACAGGACGUACACAAACAUGAAACGGAAGCCAGUCUGGAAUGAUCUUAACCCAAAGGCAAUCAUUACAGAUGAGAUGUUUGGUUUUAUACAUCCUGCAACCCGAGAGUGGAAAGAUGGUCUCUUCUCAUCAAUCAUGAGAGAGCAAGCCAACAUAACCCACGAUAGUCAAAAAUGGAUUGUGCUAGAUGGUGAUAUAGAUCCAAUGUGGAUUGAAUCACUCAACACAGUUAUGGAUGACAACAAGGUCUUGACACUUGCCAGCAAUGAACGUAUUCCACUUAAUCCGUCCAUGCGUCUCUUGUUUGAAAUAAGCCAUUUGAGAACAGCUACACCAGCCACGGUUUCCAGAGCGGGCAUUCUAUAUGUUAAUCCUCAGGAUUUGGGAUGGAAUCCUUAUGUGACCAGCUGGAUUGAUACAAGAUGUUACCAGUCGGAGAAAGCCAACCUGACCAUCCUCUUUGAUAAGUAUGUUCCUCCGUGUCUGGAGCAGCUACGAUCUUCCUUAAAAACCAUCACCCCCAUUCCUGAGAACAGCAUGGUACAGACUCUCUGCUCCCUCCUGGACUGUCUGUUGACUCCAAAGAAUGUGCCUCCUGAUUCUCCACGUGAGGUUUAUGAACUUUACUUUGUCUUUGCCUGCAUCUGGGCCUUUGGUGGGGCAGUAUAUCAAGAUCAGUUGGUAGAUUACCGUAUCGAAUUCAGCCAGUGGUGGUGCAAAGAAAUGAAAGCAGUGAAGUUUCCAUCCCAGGGGACUGUCUUUGAUUAUUAUCUUGACCCCGAAAUGAGAAAAUUUUGUCCCUGGUCUGAAAAAGUUCCAGUGUUCGAAAUGGAACCAGACACUCCUCUUCAGGCCGUCCUUGUUCACACUGCAGAGAGCACACGUCUGCAGCACUUCUUGGAUUUGUUGCUGGAGAAGGGGAAACCUAUUAUGCUGGUGGGAAAUGCAGGAGUUGGCAAAACUGUUUUAGUGGGAGACAGGCUCACAAAUCUUUCGGAGGAAUACAUGGUCUCCAAAGUGCCUUUCAACUACUACACCUCUUCAGCAAUGUUACAGAGAGUUCUCGAAAAAUCGCUUGAGAAAAAAGCUGGUCGUAAUUAUGGACCUCCAGGAAAUAAGAAGUUAAUUUAUUUUAUUGAUGAUAUGAACAUGCCAGAAGUGGAUACUUAUGGAACAGUUCAACCUCACACUCUAAUCCGCCAGCACAUUGAUUACAAGCACUGGUACGAUCGGCAGAAGUUAACGCUGAAAGAAAUUCACAACUGUCAGUAUAUUGCCUGUAUGAAUCCAACAGUGGGGAGCUUCACUAUCAACCCUCGACUUCAGAGACAUUUUACAGUGUUUGCAGUGAACUUUCCAUCAGCGGACACCUUGGAGACAAUCUACAGCAAGAUUCUAAGUUUUCAUUUUCAGCGGAAUGUGAAUUUUGGCUCCUCUGUGGUGAAGAGUGGCCCAGCCCUGGUCCAGGCAGCCAUUUGGCUACAUCAAAAGAUGUCGCACAAUUUCUUGCCAACGGCCAUUAAAUUUCACUAUAUUUUUAACCUUCGCGACUUCUCCAAUAUUUUUCAGGGAAUAUUGUUUGCACUUCCUGAUUGUUUAAAACAAGCAACGGACCUUGCACAGCUGUGGAUCCAUGAAUCAUCACGUGUCUAUGAGGACAAGUUAGUAGAACCAAAAGACUCUGAACUCUUUAAGAAAGUGCUGCUAGACACAGCCAGAAAAUUCUUUGAUGGUGUGAACGAUAACACUUUACUUCAGAAGCCACUGAUUUAUUGUCAUUUUGCCCUUGGGUUUGGAGAUUUCCGUUACAUGCCUGUCACAGAAUGGGAGAAACUAAAGAGAGUCCUGACUGAGGCACUUGACAGCUACAAUGACUCCAAUGCUGUGAUGAACCUGGUAUUAUUUGAAGAUGCCAUGCAACAUGUGUGUCGAAUAAGUCGGAUUUUGGAGAGCAGCCGGGGAUAUGCCCUUCUGGUUGGAGUUGGUGGCAGUGGGAAGCAGAGCCUAUCCAGAUUGGCUGCUUAUAUCAGCUCUUUUGAAGUAUUUCAGAUCACACUGAAGAAAGGCUAUGGGAUCCAAGACUUAAAGGUUGAUCUUGCUAAUUUGUACAUCAAGACUGGAGCCAGAAACCUGCCAACUGUCUUUCUGCUGACAGAUGCUCAAGUGCCAGAUGAACGUUUCCUGGUGCUCAUCAAUGAUUUGCUGGCAUCAGGUGAAAUUCUGGAUCUGUUCAGUGAGGAGGAGGUUGACAGUAUAUUCACAGGAAUACGCAACGAGGUCCGAGGUCUAGGGAUGCUGGAUACCCGGGAAAAUUGCUGGAAGUUCUUCUUGGAAAGAGUACGGCAACAACUUAAGGUUGUUCUCUGUUUUUCCCCAGUUGGUUCCACCUUGCGCGUAAGAGCCCGGAAGUUUCCAGCCAUAGUUAAUUGCACAGCUAUUGACUGGUUUCAUGAGUGGCCACAGGAGGCCCUAGUGUCUGUCAGCAGGAGAUUCAUUGAGGAGAUUGAAGGGAUUGAGCCAAACAUGCACGAUUCAAUCAGCCUGUUCAUGGCCUACAUUCACACCAGCGUCAAUGAAAUGAGUGAGAAGUAUCGGCAUAAUGACAAGAGGUACAAUUACACAACCCCCAGGAGCUUCCUCGAGCAAAUCACACUCUACAAGAACUUGUUACAGAAGAAGCGGAAGGAAUUAACCCAGAGGAUGGAGCGACUUAUAAAUGGUAUCCAGAAACUAAAGACGACAGCCUCACAGGUGGAAGAUCUGAAAGCCAAGCUCGCUUCUCAGGAGGUUGAACUGCAAUUCAGAAAUCAAGAUGCCGAAGCUCUAAUAACGAAGAUAGGGUUUCAGACAGAGAAGGUCAGCCACGAGAGGGCAAUUGCUGAUGCAGAGGAGCAGAAGGUGGCAGCAAUCCAGGCUGAAGUAUCUUUGAAGCAGAAAGAAUGUGAAGAGAAGCUUACGAAAGCCGAACCUGCACUGGUUGCAGCCACUGCUGCGUUAAAUACCCUAAACAAGGUGAAUCUGACGGAGCUGAAGACCUUCCCCAACCCUCCUGUAGCAGUGACCAAUGUUACGGCAGCAGUCAUGGUGCUGCUCGCUCCCAGAGGCAAAGUGCCCAAAGACAGGAGUUGGAAGGCUUCUAAGAUUUUCAUGGGAAAGGUUGAUGACUUCUUGCAGGCUCUGAUGCAUUAUGACAAGGAACAUAUCCCUGAAAAUUCCCUGAAAGUGGUAAAAGAACAGUAUUUGCAGGAUCCAGAUUUUAAUCCAGAUCUGGUUUGCACAAAAUCCUUUGCAGCAUCAGGUCUCUGUGCUUGGGUUAUUAACAUCAUCAAAUUCUAUGAGGUUUACUGUGAUGUGGAACCCAAGCGGCAGGCUCUCGCGCAGGCAAAUGCUGAGUUAGCAACAGCAACUGAAAAGCUAGAAGCCAUCAGGAAGAAACUUUCAGAGUUGGAUACUAACCUGGGUAGACUGACCUCUGGAUUUGAGAAAGCCACAGUGGAGAAAGUCCGGUGCCAGGACGAAGUGAGUCGGACUAACAGAACUAUUGAAUUGGCAAAUCGACUUGUCAAAGGACUUGAGUCAGAAAACGUUCGCUGGGUCCAAUCUGUUCAAUUCUUCAAAGCUCAGGAGGAGACGCUGUAUGGAGAUGUGCUGCUGACAGCUGCCUUUGUGUCCUAUGUCGGAUCAUUUACUAAGCAAUACCGUGAGGAAUUGGUGGAGUGUAGGUGGACUCCCUUCCUGAUGUCACUAAAGGUUCCCAUACCAAUAACAGACUGCCUGGAUCCCAUUGCCAUGCUGGCUGAUGAUGCUACAAUUGCUACUUGGAAUAAUGAAGGAUUGCCCAGUGAUAGAAUUUCAAUGGAAAACGCCACUAUCUUGGCCAACUGUGAACGCUGGCCGCUCAUGAUUGAUCCACAGCAGCAAGGAAUCAAGUGGAUAAGAAAUCAGUAUGGACGUGAGCUGAAAAUUGUCCGGAUGGGGCAAAAAGGGUACUUGGAUACAGUCGAACGAGCAUUAUGUAGUGGAGAUACUAUCCUCAUUGAAAACCUUGAGGAAACAAUUGAUCCAGUCCUUGAUCCGUUACUUGGGCGAAAUACAAUUAAAAAGGGAAAAUACAUCAAGAUCGGAGACAAGGAGUGCGAGUUCAGCAGCACUUUCCGACUCAUUCUUCACACAAAGUUGGCCAACCCUCACUAUAAACCUGAGGUCCAGGCACAGACAACCCUCAUUAACUUCACUGUCACACGGGAUGGGCUGGAGGACCAACUGCUGGCUGAAGUAGUCAACACUGAACGUCCGGAUCUUGAACAUCUGAAGUCUGAGUUGACCAAGCAGCAAAAUCAUUUUAAGAUCGAACUGAAACGACUGGAGGAUGAGCUCCUUACUCGGCUAUCUGCUGCUGAGGGCAACUUCCUCGGUGACAUAGAGUUAGUGGAGAAACUGGAAACAGCAAAACUGACCGCAGCAGAGAUUGAAUUGAAGGUGAGCGAGGCAAAGGAGAACGAAUUGAAGAUCAAUGAGGCUCGGGAACACUACCGUCCAGCAGCAGCAAGAGCUUCUGUUCUUUACUUCAUCGUCAGUGAUCUCAGCAGAAUUAAUCCUAUUUAUCAGUUCUCGCUUAAGGCCUUUAACAUCGUCUUCCACAAAGCCAUUGAACGGACAGAACAGUCUGAGGAUCUCAAGGAGAGAGUAGCAAAUCUGACCGAAUGCAUCACGUACUCCAUGUUCCUUUACACCAGCAGGGGUCUCUUUGAAAGGGACAAAGUUAUAUUCGUUUCGCAGAUGGCUUUCCAGAUCCUGCUGAUGAACAUGGAAAUAGAUCUGCAGGAGCUGGACUUUCUGCUGAGAUUCACAGUUGAUCAAAUAUACAAGAGUCCUGUUGACUUUCUCGCUACUCAAUCUUGGAGUGCCAUAAGGGCUAUGGCAAUGAUGGAUGAGUUCCGUGGUUUGGACAGAGACAUUGAAGGCUCGGCCAAGCGCUGGAAGAAGUUUGUUGAAUCAGAGUGCCCUGAAAAGGAGAAGUUUCCCCAGGAAUGGAAAAAGAAGAGCUCCCUUCAGAAACUUAUUAUGCUACGAGCUUUGCGACCUGACAGAAUGACUUAUGCAGUGAGAAACUUUGUUGAGGAGAAACUGGGAUCCAAAUACGUAGAUGGUCUACGGAUGGAUUUUGCAAAAUCAUAUGAGGAAAGUUGCCCAGCCACCCCUGUGUUCUUCAUCUUAUCUCCUGGUGUGGAUCCACUUAAAGAUGUUGAAUCACUUGGUAAAAAGCUGGGAUUUACCAUUGAUUCUGGAAAAUUCCAUAAUGUUUCUCUGGGUCAAGGGCAGGAGCAGGUAGCAGAGAAGGCUCUGGAGAAAUCCUCAGUGGAAGGUCACUGGGUCAUUCUUCAGAAUGUUCAUCUUGUGGUGAAAUGGUUGGGAACCUUAGAAAAGCUGCUGGAGCAAUACAGUGAGGGCAGUCAUCCCGACUACAGAGUGUUCAUCAGUGCAGAGCCAGCUUCAACCUCAGAGGAACACAUCAUUCCCCAAGGAAUACUGGAAAGCUCAAUCAAAAUCACUAAUGAGCCACCUAAUGGCAUGCUGGCCAACCUGCAUGCUGCCCUAUAUAACUUUGACCAGAAUACCCUGGAAAUGUGUGCACGGGAGCAGGAGUUCAAGAGCAUCCUCUUCUCUCUCUGUUACUUUCAUGCCUGUGUGGCAGAGAGGCGCAAGUUUGGCCCACAGGGCUGGAACCGAAGUUAUCCUUUCAAUAUAGGAGAUCUCACCAUAUCUGUCAACGUCCUCUACAAUUAUCUUGAAGCAAAUGCAAAAGUGCCUUGGGAGGACCUGCGUUAUCUCUUUGGGGAGAUCAUGUAUGGGGGACACAUUACUGAUGACUGGGACAGGAGGCUAUGCCGUAGCUACUUAGAAGAAUUCAUGCAUCCAGACAUGUUUGAAGGAGAGCUUACACUGGCACCAGGUUUUACAGCUCCUCCCAACAUGGACUAUGUUGGCUACCAUAGAUACAUUGAUGAAAUCCUUCCUCCAGAGAGUCCUGUUCUUUAUGGCCUGCAUUCUAAUGCUGAAAUUGAAUUCCUCACGGUGACUUCAGAUCAACUCUUUCGAACACUUCUGGAUUUGCAGCCGAGAGAUUCAUCUGUCGGAGAGGGAUCUGCGCAAACAACAGAGGAGAAGGUGAAGACUAUUCUGGAUGAUAUUGUAGAGAAACUUCCAGAAGAAUUUAACAUGGUAGAAAUUAUGGCUAAGACAGCCGAGCGCACUCCUUAUGUUCUUGUUUGUUUCCAAGAGUGUGAACGCAUGAACAUACUUACACGAGAGAUUCGGAGAUCACUUAAGGAAUUGGAUCUUGGUCUGAAGGGUGAACUGACUGUCUCAGCUGAAAUGGAAGAUUUGCAGUCAGCACUGUACUAUGACAAAGUCCCAGAGAUCUGGACUCGCCUGGCGUAUCCAUCCUCCUGUGGCUUGGCACAGUGGUUCUGUGAUGUUCUUUUGCGUUGUCGUGAACUUGACACUUGGACUCAUGAUCUUGGCCUUCCUGCUGUUGUCUGGCUUUCUGGAUUUUUUAAUCCUCAGUCUUUUCUUACUGCAAUCAUGCAGAGCAUGGCACGCAAGAAUGAAUGGCCUUUGGAUAAGAUGUGUCUGACUGUGGAUGUCACAAAGAAAACCAAAGAAGAUUACAGCCACCCACCCAGAGAAGGAGCCUACAUUCAUGGACUCUUCGUGGAAGGCGCAAGGUGGGAUAUCCAGACUGGUAUCAUUGCAGAAGCACGUCUGAAAGACCUGACUCCCACUAUGCCAGUCAUCUAUGUCAGGGCCAUUCCAGUAGACCGGCAGGAGAUGAAGAACAUUUAUGAAUGUCCAGUUUACAAGACCAAAAUCAGAGGACCUACAUAUGUCUGGACUUUUAAUCUGAAGACCAGAGAGAAGCCUGCCAAAUGGAUCCUUGCUGGAGUGGCACUUCUGUUAUUUGUCUAGGUGAACAAAUAUCACCUGCAGUGGAUUCCUAUAGGGGUAUAACAGAUAAUUAUAAUGAUCUAUAAGUUACUGAAAACUGCAGGUUUAGAUUGUGUUUUGGGUUCUUGUACUGAUGUUUAAAACUGGAAGUCUUUAUUCUUUUACAGACAGCUUGAGUUUAUUUCAACAUAAAUGUGCUUGAGGUGAUUGAGAACGAACACUAUAGCAGACCAGCCAUCAACUUUUAAAUCAUUUAUUAUGACAUGAAAAUGGUUACAGACUGAAAAUAACAAUGCAAGUCUAGGUAAAGGUCAUUCAGUGCAACAAUUUUUGAAACACCUGUAAACAUUAACAUAAAACUGCAACAAUUUUGUACAUAUUCUGAAAGAAAAUCGUUUAUAAAUGGAAGCUCUAAUUUAAAACAAUCAACAAUUAUUUAAAACCCAAACUUUUUUUUCCCAAAAUUAAACUUUUCCUAACAGCAGAUGACUAACUGCAGAUUGGUAGGAAGAUGAAACGUUAACACAAAAAGGCAAGGGAUGACACUCAGAACAUGAAUUUUUGCAUUAACAUCUACUAGAUUUCCAGUUACAGUAUCUGUUUUUACAUAACAAAAAUAUGUUGCAUACAACACAAUGGAAGCAGGAUGGAUGUUCAAUGGUGUCAGGUAAUGCACUUUUAACACAAGAUUGUUUUUCCCAGAUCAUAAGUACCUUAUUUACUCAAAUAAUACAGCUUUUCAGUAGCAUUAUUGCAUUCCACGUAAACUCGGGCUGCUUUGCAUUAUAAAAGUAUACUCUUCAAUAAAACAAAAAACAAUUUGCAAUUUACA
Molecule: messenger RNA, 12533 nt
Organism: Callorhinchus milii (elephant shark)
Lineage: Eukaryota; Metazoa; Chordata; Chondrichthyes; Chimaeriformes; Callorhinchidae
Product: dynein axonemal heavy chain 11
Biological process (GO): microtubule-based movement
Cellular component (GO): dynein complex
Molecular function (GO): minus-end-directed microtubule motor activity; dynein light intermediate chain binding; dynein intermediate chain binding
Source: RefSeq, a predicted model, not a curated record